Beta vulgaris subsp. vulgaris (sugar beet) is the source of this 1040-nucleotide messenger RNA. Its product is annotated as stem-specific protein TSJT1. Bases 121 to 897 code for a protein of 258 amino acids. The transcript is spliced from 4 exons. Lineage: Eukaryota; Viridiplantae; Streptophyta; Magnoliopsida; Caryophyllales; Amaranthaceae. The record is from RefSeq and is a predicted model, not a curated record.
CUUUCAUUCUACGUUUCUUACUCAUUCACAAAAAAACAUAUUUCAAUCUGCAAAUUUCUUCUUAAGUGUUACAUUCUCCUUUGUUAGGUAGUUGAGAGAAAAAAGAAACAAGAGAAAAAAAUGUUGGCAAUAUUCAACAAGAAUUUGGUGGAUCCACCAAAGGAGCUAAACAGCCCAACUUCACAUCCAACUGGGUCGGGUAACAAAUCCAAAUACCCUCAAGAUAUUGUGAAGACAUUUCAGCAAGCUUAUUCCCAUAAUACCCCUCUUUCUAUUGGCUUUGGUAAUUCUGCUUUUCUAGCUUAUUCUUCUUCCAAGGGACCUCAAAUCCACCAAAACAGGUCGUUUUGUGGAGUGGACAACAUGUACUGCAUAUUCUUAGGGAACUUGUACAACUUGAAUGCCUUAAAUAAGCAGUAUGGUCUAGGGAGGGCUACCAACGAAGCAAUGUUUGUUACCGAAGCUUACCGGACCCUCCGAGACCGCGGUCCGUACCCGGCUGAUCAGGUUCUUAAGGAUCUUGAAGGCUGCUUUGGGUUUGUCAUCUUUGAUCAAAAUGCUGGCACUGUCUUUGCUGCUCUGGGAGCAGAUCAAAGAGUGCAACUUUUCUGGGGCGUUGCUGCUGAUGGGUCUGUGGUCAUUUCUGAUAAUUUGGAUGUCAUCAAAGCAAGCUGCGCUAAAUCAUUUGCACCUUUUCCAUCUGGAUGUAUGUUCCAUAGUGAAGUAGGGCUAAUGAGCUUUGAGCAUCCAAAGAAUAAAAUGAAGGCAAUGCCAAGAAUAGACAGUGAAGGUGCAAUGUGUGGAGCUAAUUUUAAGGUUGAUGUUAACUCCAAAAAGACUACUAUGCCUCGGGUGGGAAGUGAAGCUAAUUGGGCUCUUUGUGGGUCUCAAACUUGAUAACUUUUCAAACUAAAAUGGAAUCCUUUUUUAUUUCUCCUUAUCUCUAGUAACGUUAUGUACGAUUUACUUACACUUUUUAAGUUAUGGACAAUGGCAAAUGUAAGCAUGAGUAUAUUUCUUUCAAUCUUGAGUAUUGUAUU